Saccharomyces eubayanus is the source of this 324-nucleotide messenger RNA. RefSeq names its product U2 snRNP complex subunit RDS3 (gene RDS3). Lineage: Eukaryota; Fungi; Ascomycota; Saccharomycetes; Saccharomycetales; Saccharomycetaceae. The record is from RefSeq and is a predicted model, not a curated record. Gene Ontology annotation, cellular component: precatalytic spliceosome; catalytic step 2 spliceosome; U2 snRNP. The transcript has a single exon. The coding region runs from base 1 to 324 and encodes 107 amino acids. Gene Ontology annotation, biological process: mRNA splicing, via spliceosome.
AUGUCACGCCACCAGUUCGACUUAAUAAUGUGUUUGAAACAGCCUGGGACACAGAUAGGCCUUCUUUGCGAAAAAUGUGAUGGAAAAUGCCCCAUCUGCGACUCUUACGUAAGGCCCAAGAGGAAAGUUAGAGUAUGCGAAAACUGCUCGUUUGGCAAAAAGGCUAAAAACUGUAUUAUUUGCAACUUAAAUAUCGGUGUCAACGAUGCCUUUUACUGUUGGGAAUGCUGCCGCCUGGGUAAAGACAAGGAUGGCUGCCCCAAGAUUCUAAAUCUAGGUAGCAAUAAGCUGGAUAGACAUUUCGAGAAGAAGAAAAAAGUAUAA